CCUUAUUUCCAGAGCAGCCUGGUAGUGACAACUGCAGAUUCCCUGUGUGUGUGUGUGUGUGUGUGUGUGUGUGUGUGACUGAGCGACUGUGUGUGUGGGAGGAGGAGUGAGCGUCGGUUCGGUGGCGGUGUGGAGAGAUGGAAGCGGAGAAGGCGGAUGCAGAUAAGACUCGCUCUCGCUGUCCCCAAGACUAAGGACGCAGAUAAAACGUGUCCUCCCGGAUAUUUUUCUGUUUUUUUUAUUUUCCUGCCAUGGUACUAUGAUCUCCGUCGUGCUCGCGGGCACCACCCCUCCAAACACACCCGUCUAUCUCUGAGCUGUCAAUCACAUCACGCCGGGAUUUCUACAUGUGAGUGCAUGGCGCGCCGGGCAGGGCGGAUCUGCUCACGGGGUGAAAAAACGCCGGUUAAUAUGGAUGAAAGGUCAACCAUCAUCUCAGCAUUUCAGUCACUCUGAUUAGCGACACUGUCCUAUAGCGUUGCCGAGACCACAGAGCAGGGGAAGAUGAUGUGCGAGGUGAUGCCGACCAUCAGCGAGGGAGACUCGGCCGGUCCUCCCAGAGGUACCGGCGGCGUCCCGAACGGCUCGGACCAGGAGGCCAACUUCGAGCAGCUGAUGGUCAACAUGCUGGACGAGAGGGACAAGCUGCUGGAGUCCCUCAGGGAGACUCAGGAGACCCUCAUUCAGUCUCAGACUAAACUGCAGGGGGCGCUGCACGAGAGGGACGUGCUCCAGCGGCAGAUCAACGCCGCGCUGCCUCAGGAGUUUGCCACCCUGACGAAGGAGCUGAACAUAUGCCGGGAGCAGCUGCUGGAGAAAGAGGAGGAAAUAUCUGAGCUGAAAGCUGAAAGGAACAACACCAGGCUGCUGUUGGAGCACCUGGAGUGUCUGGUGUCUCGUCACGAACGCAGUCUGAGGAUGACAGUGGUGAAGAGACAGGCACCCCCACCAUCUGGAGUCUCCAGCGAGGUGGAGGUCCUCAAAGCCCUGAAGUCGCUGUUUGAACACCACAAGGCUCUGGAUGAAAAGGUACGUGAGAGGCUUCGGGUGGCUCUGGAGAGGGUGGCCACCCUGGAGGGACAGCUAGCAACUACCACGCAAGAGUUGAACAUGGUGAGACAAAGGAAGGAUGGUGACUCAGUGGAGCGAACAGAUGGAUCCAAACCUACAUGGAAGAGACUACCCAAUGGCUCCAUAGACGCUCAUGACGAUGGCAGUCGGGUGUCUGAGCUUCAGGAGCUGCUUGAUAGGACCAAUAAGGAGCUGGCCCAGAGCCGCGAACACUCUGCCACUCUCAACGCCCGUUUGGCCGAGCUCGAGGCCGAGCUCACGAAUGCGCGCAGAGAACUGAGCCGCAGUGAGGAGCUGUCAAUCAAACAACAGAGGGAACAGAGAGAGAGAGAGGAUAUGGAGGAGAGGAUAACAACGUUAGAGAAACGCUACCUGGCUGCUCAGCGGGAGACCACACACAUCCACGACCUUAAUGACAAAUUGGAGAAUGAACUGGCCACCAAGGACUCACUGCACCGACAGAGCGAGGAGAAGGUGCGCCAGCUGCAGGAGAUGCUGGAGAUGGCAGAGCAGAGGCUGGCUCAGACCAUGAGGAAGGCUGAGACAUUGCCAGAGGUGGAAGCUGAACUGGCACAGAGAGUGGCAGCACUUUCCAAGGCUGAGGAGCGUCAUGGCAACGUGGAAGAGCGCCUCAGACAGCUGGAGUCACAACUGGAGGAGAAGAACCAAGAGCUAGGAAGGGCUCGUCAGAGAGAGAAAAUGAAUGAAGAGCACAACAAACGCUUGUCUGACACCGUGGAUCGUCUGCUCACUGAGUCCAAUGAAAGACUGCAACUCCAUUUGAAAGAACGCAUGGCUGCCCUGGAGGACAAGAACUCCCUUAUUCAGGACCUCGAGAAUUGCCAGAAACAGCUUGAAGAAUUCCACCACACGAGGGAACGGCUGAUUGGAGAGAUUGAGAAGUUGAGAAAUGAGAUCGACCAUUUGAAGCGCCGCAGUGGGGCGUUUGGAGAUGGAACUCACCCUCGGUCUCACCUGGGUAGCUCCAGCGACCUUCGCUUCUCUGUGGUGGAGGGCCAAGAUGGCCACUAUAGCACAACUGUGAUCAGGCGGGCACAGAAGGGCAGACUGUCAGCGCUACGGGACGACCCAAACAAGGUGUGUGCGGUGUUUGAACAGGACUACCCAUCUCUGCGUGGGAGUGUCAGCCAUCUCCUUGGCAGCGACAUCGAGGGAGAGUCAGACCUGGAUGAUGACGUUAGCUCGGCCCUGCUUUCCCCCAGCGGCCAAUCAGACGCUCAGACUCUCGCUCUCAUGCUGCAGGAGCAGCUUGACGCUAUCAACGAAGAGAUAAGGAUGAUCCAGGUGGAAAGAGAGUCAGCAGACCUGCGCUCUGACGAGAUCGAGUCCCGUGUGAACAGCGGCAGCAUGGACGGACUCAACGUCACACUUCGACCCCGGGCCCUGCCCACCUCCGCCACUGCCCAGUCCCUGGCAUCAUCAUCCUCCCCGCCCACCAGUGGCCACUCCACACCUAAACACCACUCGCGCAACACCAGCCACCAUCUAGGCAUCAUGACUCUGCCAAGUGACUUGAGGAAACACCGCAGGAAAGUAGCAUCUCCAGUGGAAGUGGACAAAGCUACUAUCAAGUGUGAGACAUCGCCUCCCUCGUCCCCCCGUAGUUUACGGCUGGAAACCAAUUUUGCCCAGUUCACAGGCAGUCUAGAGGAUGGCAGAGGCAAGCAGAAGAAAGGUAUCAAGUCAUCUAUUGGUCGAUUGUUUGGGAAGAAGGAGAAGGGGGGUCGAAUGGAGCAGACUGUAGGCAGGGAUGGACAGCUUCUACCAGCCUUAUCCGACUUCGAGAUGGGCAUCGGUGACACUAUGACUCUGGGAAAACUGGGCACACAGGCUGAGAGGGACCGCAGGAUGAAGAAAAAACACGAGCUUCUGGAAGAUGCCAGAAAAAGAGGCCUGGCUUUUGCCCAGUGGGACGGCCCUACUGUUGUCUCCUGGCUAGAGCUGUGGGUGGGUAUGCCGGCGUGGUAUGUGGCAGCCUGUCGUGCCAACGUGAAGAGCGGAGCCAUCAUGUCAGCUCUGUCAGACACAGAGAUCCAGCGGGAGAUUGGCAUCAGCAAUCCUCUGCACCGACUUAAACUCCGCUUGGCCAUCCAGGAGAUGGUGUCCCUCACCAGCCCGUCUGCACCACUUACCUCCAGAACGUCCUCCGGAAAUGUGUGGGUGACUCAUGAAGAGAUGGAGAACCUGGCUUCCUCCACUAAAGCGGACAAUGAGGAGGGCAGCUGGGCACAGACUCUGGCAUAUGGUGACAUGAAUCAUGAGUGGAUAGGGAACGAAUGGCUGCCCAGCCUCGGCCUGCCUCAGUACCGCUCCUACUUCAUGGAGUGUCUGGUGGAUGCGCGCAUGCUGGACCACCUGACCAAGAAGGAUCUGAGGAGCCACCUCAAGAUGGUGGACAGCUUCCAUAGGGCUAGUCUGCAGUAUGGGAUUAUGUGCUUGAAGAGACUCAAUUAUGACAGGAAAGACCUGGAGCGCCGGAGAGAGGACAGCCAACACGACAUGAAAGAUGUGUUGGUGUGGACCAACGAGCAGGUAAUCCACUGGGUCCUGUCCGUUGGGUUGAGGGAGUAUAGCGGCAACCUGUUGGAGAGCGGUGUCCACGGAGCGCUCAUUGCCCUGGACGAGACGUUUGACUACAGCAGCCUAGCACUCAUACUGCAGAUCCCUAUGCAGAACACACAGGCACGGCAGGUUCUAGAGAGGGAGUUCAACAACCUGUUAGCCUUGGGGACUGACCGCCGACUAGAGGAGAGUGGGGAUGACAAGUCUUUUCGACGCUCUCCAUCGUGGCGCAAGAGGUUUCGGGCACGUGAGGGAGGGGCAGGGCUGGGCAUGAUGGCAGGCUCCAUGGAAACACUGCCUGCCGGCUUCCGCAUGCCCUCGAUGUCCAUGCCACCCUCUGUGAAUUUGAUGCCCAAGAAACAGCUCCAGCCUGAAGCUCCUCCCCCGGCGCCCCCGAGACUCGACCCCUCGGCCGUGCGGACCUAUUCAUGCUAACUUCUCUCUGCUUACUAACAGGAGCGCUAAUGCUAACAGUGCAUUCUCAUUACCUAUACGGACACAUGCUUGCGGCCUUUUGAGAGUGAUAUGCCAAAUCUGGAGAGGGAGUCUUGGGUGCCACUGAUAGGGGGUCUUCACCCCUUUGUUGCCCAGCCUCACCUCCCACCUUUCACCUCUCACCUCUCCUUCGGACACGUGCAAUACAGAGGCCAACUCUGACCUUUGAACUCUGAGAGUGCUCAUUGGCUGCGCUCGCUGCUGUAAAGGAGACUCAUCCCUGUCUCUCCCAGUUCACCCCAGUGCUCCCAGUAGCCUUGUUGUUGUGGUGUUGUGCUCCUGCUCCCCUGGUCUCAGCUGUGGGUUCUUGUCCUGGUUCUAAUCUCUCAACAUGGCUAAGUCCAAACCAAUCUUCCUGUGUCAUCCUGUCCUAGGCAACACGAAAGUGUGUUAGUGUAAAAAAGAUUUAAAGGGAUGUUGACAAGUCAUUGAUUUGGACUUGGGAAUGAUGAAUACUUGUAUAAAUGGCAGAUCCCACUGCACAUUGCCCCUCUACCGGUUAUGCAAGGUAUUACUCAUUUAUCGUCUCUGUACAUAAAAUGGAUGACUUAUGUUUUUUAUAGAAAUAUUAUAUAUAUAUAUAUAUAUAUAUAUAUUGGAAAUAUAUAUGGAAAAUAAUAUAUUGCUGUAUGAAACCCAAUGCCCUGUAUUCGAUAGUGACUGUUCUCUCUCUCUAUCUCUUUCUUUCUCUUUCUCUCUGUGUCGGACCUUUGUGUGUCUUUUGCUGUAUGCUGUAAGUGUGUGAAUCAUUAGUGGGAGGGUCUCACUAAGGAGGGGAUGUGUUUCUACAAGGACUCUUCACAGGUUCAUGGGUCCAAUUUCAGACUUCUCUCUUUGCCUCUUCUCCUCUUCUUUCCUUUUUCUUCCUCCUCUUUUGACACUAUGUAGCUGUUACCUCUCCUCUCUUUGCCUCUCUCGCCUUCAGUAUGACACUAUGUAGCCUAGAAUAGAGAGAAUCCUUUAAUAUAAAGAGUGUGUGUCUGUGUGUGUGUGCAUGUGUGUGUGUAUGAGUGAGCAAAUGAGUCUCUCUGCUCAAGACUUGUUGAGAGGUUGUGUGUGAAAGGCCGACCCCAGCCAUGUGACCAUGACGUUUCUCUGUGGAUGGAUAGUGUGAUCACUGUAGCUCCUCUCUGUUGAUUCCUUACUUUCUCUCAAAUCAAACUGUAAACUGCUGCUCAACAUCAGCCAAUGAUAUAGACAUAAAACUGCUCAAAGUGACGGACUCGUCUAAUCCUGUUCUGUCGCCUCCCAUUUAGUUGCCAUGGAGACGUGCCACUGAGCAGUCAGUACUCUUGGCUAGACAACUCCUCAUCCAGUGAGAACACAGCAUAUGAACCUGUGAAGUACUGGAUGGGUGUACAAUAUUAUUUUUUUUUUUAUUAUUAUUAUUUUACAGUUUUUCCAAGGUGUCUAAAAGGUGUAAUGUGCUAUGUGGCAGCUAUGAGUACUGUGUCUUUAUUCCAGGUGUGAAACAAUGCUGACAAAUCAAGAUUUUAUUAUUUGGCUAUUUAAAAAAGUGAACUGUAUUUAUGACACUAUAUAGACAUAAGUAAAGCUGUUUUUUAAAGA
This is a messenger RNA of Dicentrarchus labrax (European seabass), 5718 nucleotides long. RefSeq names its product PTPRF interacting protein alpha 4 (gene ppfia4). The record is from RefSeq and is a predicted model, not a curated record. Gene Ontology annotation, biological process: synapse organization. Gene Ontology annotation, molecular function: protein binding. The transcript has 31 exons. The coding region runs from base 505 to 4089 and encodes 1194 amino acids. Gene Ontology annotation, cellular component: presynaptic active zone. NCBI's taxonomy places the organism in Eukaryota, Metazoa, Chordata, Actinopteri, Moronidae.